This is a messenger RNA of Penicillium roqueforti, 1224 nucleotides long. Its product is annotated as putative nucleoporin. The coding region runs from base 1 to 1224 and encodes 407 amino acids. Gene Ontology annotation, cellular component: nuclear pore; nuclear pore central transport channel. Gene Ontology annotation, molecular function: structural constituent of nuclear pore. NCBI's taxonomy places the organism in Eukaryota, Fungi, Ascomycota, Eurotiomycetes, Eurotiales, Aspergillaceae. The transcript has 3 exons. The record is from RefSeq and is a predicted model, not a curated record. Gene Ontology annotation, biological process: NLS-bearing protein import into nucleus; protein localization to nuclear inner membrane; nuclear pore organization.
AUGUCUCUCUUUGGUGGAAACCAGCCCCAGGCCAACAACAUGUUCGGCAACACUGCAGCGAAGCCGUCUCUCUUUGGCACCUCUACAACCGCAGCCCAACCCAACACCAGCACACCAUUCGGGCAGACCCAACAACAGCCAGCCGCGACAGCAACCAAUGCAUUUGGCGGGAGUGCGUUCGGCGCAAGCGCCGCGCCUCAGCAACAACAGCAGCAGCAGCAAGGAAGCGCAUUCGGCUCCUCGCUACAGAAACCGCAAGGUAGCCUCUUCUCCGGAGGCCAGCAGCAAGCACAACAACCAGCUGCACUAGGAGGGUUCGGUGGUCUGGGUUCCAACCCCCAACAACAAACAAAUGCAUUCGGCCAGCAGCAAUCGCAAUUCGGCCAGAACACGAUGACAACCCCACAACCCCAACAGCAACAGCCUUCUCUAUCGUCAAGCCUUUGGUCUCCUGGUCGUGCUAUCACUGGGGUGCACCGGACUGUUCCUAUGCAAGUAGCCAUCAUCAAAGAUAAGUGGGACCCGCCCAGCCAAAGCUCGCCAUUCCGUGCCUACCUGUACAAUAAUGUCGGCGAGGAGGCCGCUCCUUUCUACCAACCGGGUCCCGAGGACGAUGAUGCAAAGUGGGAGGAGGCUUUGCGCAAGCGACCGGGUCCAGGAUAUGUCCCUGUGCUUGUCAAGGGCUUCUGGGAACUCGGUAAGCGCGCGCAGCGACAAAGGGACUUCCUCACUAUGAUGCAGUCGCGCCUGCACGAGAUCAACGAUUGCUUGACCGGGCUUCUCUCGAAGCAUGAUCUCAACCUUUCCGUCAAGAUCGCCGACUGCCGUCGGAAACACAUCAUUCUGAGCAAACGGUGCCUCUCCCUUGCGGCUAAGACACAGAUCCUUCGCAACAGAGGGUAUGCCAUGGAUGAAGCGGAGGAACAGUUGAAGAAAAAGCUUGUUGAGCUAGAACGUGCCGUUUUCGACCCGUCUCUCAAUGGCCGUGCUGAAGAAAUUUGGGCCCGUAUGUUGGCCAUCCACGAACACUCCAAGCGAUUGCAAGUGGAAAUCGAUCGUGCCGGGGUAAACGUGACACAACCAGAGGAUGACAUUGAUGAGCAGACAUUGAAGACAGCAAAGAAGAUUUUGGACGAUUAUCACUCUCAGAUUCAGUAUCUUCAGAAGGAGAUGGAGUCCAUCAAGAACGACUUCAACGCGGUGGAGAAAGCAAUUGGCAAUUGA